Messenger RNA from Theileria equi strain WA, 348 nucleotides. RefSeq lists its product as hypothetical. The coding region runs from base 1 to 348 and encodes 115 amino acids. The transcript has 2 exons. The record is from RefSeq and is a predicted model, not a curated record. NCBI's taxonomy places the organism in Eukaryota, Apicomplexa, Aconoidasida, Piroplasmida, Theileriidae.
AUGAACGCCAUGUUCCAUAGUAUACUCGCAAAAAACCAGGGAACACACUUGUCAAAGUUCCUUUUGGCCUACUAUGACGCUGCAUCCACGUACUAUAGUUUCUGCGCCAAGGCCUGCGUCCUCCUGAGGGAUACGGUAAUCGGCCAGAAUGUGCACGUGACUGUGAACGACGUUGAAAGGGUACCGAAAAAAAAAUUGGUUUACGAGAUUGAGGACAUGUUAAAGAUGCAUGGUUUCAUCUACCCAAAGGGUGAGACUUACGAUGAUGAUGGAUUUUCGUUCGACUUUGUAAACACGUUGGAGCAAACCAAGGACAAGAACGCUAUGAGUGAUGGUGACACAACGUAA